GGUUUAUUGAGUUAUCAUAGUGGUAGUGUGUUUGAUAAGUAUAUGGCUUCAUAUACUAUCUCUAGCUACCUACACCAUAUCCGUAAGAACAACCUUUCCAAAAUGUGACUGGCUCCAGAGCAAGUUGAAUGCGUCUUUGAGCUCCAUCAAUGGAAACUUCCGAGCAUCAAGAACAGGUUUAAUAUCAUGCAUUUCAAUAGCCCUCGACAUGUCCUCGAACUGCUCACGAUUCCCAACCUCAAUCCCACGAACCGUACAAGCUCGAAACAAAGGCUCCAAACGAGGCCCUCCACUCAAGAACCGCCUUCUCCCCGCCCCCCUAACAAACUGGCAAAGCAACGACGAUGGCACCAUCACUACCCACGACCUCGACUGGCUUACUCGCUGCGCUGCCGGCGGCUUCUCCAUGGUAAUCACCUGUGCCGCACACAUCCAUCCCCACGGACAAGCAUUCCCUGACCAACUGGACAUCCACGACGACAUCCAUCUCCCGGGGAUGCGCCGUCUCGCCAACACAAUCCGGCACCAUGGUGGAAUAUCUUCUGUCCAGCUGCCUGGUGGGGGGUGCUGGAUGCUGGAUGUGAUUUUGUGAUGCUGGGGAAGGUGGUGAUUUUGGAUCCUGAUUUUCCUAGGCGUGUGGAAGUGGAGGAGGGAAAGGGUGUUGUGCCUGGGCUGCCGGUGACUGCGCAGUAGUUGAGGGGGCAUUCUGGGUUGGGGGAGAGGUUUAUUGAUUAUUUGAGGACUUGGGAUGAGUUUGCGAGGGGGUAGUAUAGUAGAUAGUUAGAUUUA
Molecule: messenger RNA, 789 nt
Organism: Aspergillus wentii DTO 134E9
Lineage: Eukaryota; Fungi; Ascomycota; Eurotiomycetes; Eurotiales; Aspergillaceae
Exons: 1
Coding region: 209-592 (127 amino acids)
Molecular function (GO): oxidoreductase activity; FMN binding
Source: RefSeq, a predicted model, not a curated record